CUCUACUGGGUCGGACCUGGUUCCCCUCAUGGCUGGGAGAGGCGGCAGAGGAAGGGGCCGGGGGGGCGGCCACAUGACCUUCAAUGUCGAGGCAGUGGGCAUUGGAAAGGGGGAGGCGUUGCCCCCUCCCACUCUGAAGCCAUCCCCUCUCUUCCCUCCGCUGGAAUACAAACCACUUUUGCUGCAGUCUGGCGAAGAGGUCGAAUACAUGCUGGCCCUGAAGCAGGAGCUGAGGGGGGCCAUGAAGAACCUGCCAUAUUUCAUCAAGCCUUCGGCCCCCAAAAAAGAUAUCGAGCGCUAUUCCGACAAAUAUCAGACAACAGGCCCAACAGACAACACCAUGGAGUGGAACCCAGAUUGGAAACAGCUACCUCCAGAACUAAAAAUUCGGGUGCAGAAGACUCGAAAACAAAGGCGGGCAGUGCCGGCUCCCAAGCACAAACCGAAGGUGCCUGCAGACAAGGAGGAAGCCAUUAAAAAGCUGGAGACUCUGGAAAAGAAAGAGGAAGAGGUGACAUCGGAAGAGGAAGAGGAGAAGGAAGAGGGUGAAGAAGGCAAGGAGGAAGAGGAGGAGGGGUAUGAUGAAGAAGAGUUUGAAGAGGAGACGGACUACAUCAUGUCCUAUUUUGACAACGGAGAAGACUUUGGCGGCGACAGUGAUGAUAAUAUGGACGAAGCCAUCUACUGAAGCCGUCGGGUAGGCUGUCACCUGGUGAGGUUACUGGCAUGGUCAUCUUUGAGGGCUCUCGGAAGGAGUGUCCAGAUGUCCCCCUCCAGCCUCUAGGUAGCAUCCCUGUUCCGUGUUGCUGGUGGCUCUUCGCCCUUCAACAGCCUGAAGAUGGAGGCUUCCCCCAAAAGGGGCCGCAUGGAGCAGAUUCUCCGAAGUUCUGCUCCGAAGUUCUCCAGGAUCUUGUAGCAAAUAGGCUCGGAAAUCUCCAAAACCACCCCUAAACCAUGGUCUUUGGAGUUGGGGGCCUGGAGUUACGAUAGAUGACAUGACCUGUUCUUCUCGGCCUGCAUUGGAUGACAUGACCUAUCGUCCUUGGCUUGCUUUGAAUGACAUGACCUAUCUCCCUGACCUGUGUUGGAUUACAUGAUCUAUCCUCCUUGGCCAGCGUUGGAUCACAUGACCCAUCCUUCUUGGCCAGUCCCUCCACCCGACUCGUGAUAGAGCAAAAGAUGGGAGAAAGUAACUUGGAUAUCCCAAAUUUUGAGGAACCUCUGAACACCUUUAAUCCUUGGGGGUCUCUGGGGCAGCUUGGCCUAUAGGGGAGCAAAGGGCCCCACUGAAGAGGAGGAUUCUGCAAAAAGGGGGAGGUGGGUGCAAUUCGAGGUCAACCCCCUUUUUUUAAUUUUUGGUGCACAGUGGGGGAAAGGUAGGAAAGAAAGGUCUUUCCACAUAACUCAGCAAUAAAGCUUCUCAGGAUGUAUGGACUUCAAAUCCCAGAAUUCCCCAGCCAGCCUACCUUAAGAUGGGUGGACUUCAACUCCCAGAAUUCACCUCUUCAAGUCGCCAAGGUUGAGAAAUGCUGGCUUAGCCCCAGCUCAUGAAAAGAGGAAGCUGAUUUGGGGGACAGAGUUUGGGGUGUCUUCAGAUUUUAACUGCUGCUGGAAAAAGCAGGUAUUUGGGUUGUAAACUCGAGAUAUUUUUCCUGAUCCUGAAGCUCAUCAGCUGCCAAAUAGAGGCCGGUUUUGGGGAGGGAUGUGUGGCAUCUCUUAAAGGUAUUCUGUAAAAACGUUGGGUUACAAUUAAAACCUCUGUU
This is a messenger RNA of Protobothrops mucrosquamatus (brown spotted pit viper), 1763 nucleotides long. RefSeq names its product RNA polymerase III subunit G like (gene POLR3GL). Lineage: Eukaryota; Metazoa; Chordata; Lepidosauria; Squamata; Viperidae. Gene Ontology annotation, biological process: transcription by RNA polymerase III. The record is from RefSeq and is a predicted model, not a curated record. The coding region runs from base 29 to 688 and encodes 219 amino acids. Gene Ontology annotation, cellular component: RNA polymerase III complex. The transcript has 8 exons.